ACAUCCGAAGAAGAAAAUUUUUUGUGAUGACCUGAAAUAAUUCUUGUUUGAAAGUCGAGAAAUUUAAGAGUAUUUACUAAAUUUUAAAGCUAUGGAAGCUAUCAAAAGACUCCCUAUGAUCAGCUUUGAGCUGAAAAAUAGCCCCGAAGCAACAUCGUUUCACAAUCUUAAGCAGUGUAUUGCGGAAUAUUAUCAUGAAGAUCCCGACUCUUAUGGCAAAGAAUUUCGUGAAUUAGAACAGUUGCGAGGUCUUGCCGUUCGCCCCAGAAUUGACUUUGAAUGCUGCUCUACAGUAAAAAGAUAUUAUUCACAACUCCACAGUCUCCAAAAUCGAUUUCCAUUGUCAUCCGAGAAUGAAUUGCUAGAUUUUGCAUGGAAAGAUCUUUAUUCAGGUUCUUUAUGGCGAACAUCCAACAUAAAAUUUGAAAUGGCUUCAAUUCUCUACAACAUUGCCGCACUUCAUUCACAACUGGGAAUCGAAGAAAGUCGAUCUGAUCCUGAGAGCAUGAAAAUUGCAUGCACGCAUUUCCAAUGCGCAGCAUGGGCUUUUGGUGAGAUAAAGAAUCAGUAUCCCCUUGUUUUGAAAGGUGAUUUGUCGACGGAACUUAUGAUUUUUAUGCAACAAAUCUGUUUUGGUCAUGCUCAAGAAUGCAUUUUAGAAAAGAGUUUAGCAGAUAAUCGAAAACCUGCUAUAAUAGCAAAAGUAACAGCACAAGUUAUCAGUUUUUAUAAUGCAGCUUUAUCCGCUCUCUUCAGUCAAAAUGAUGAUGGAAGCAUUCAAGAUCUUGUCGGAACAAAGUUGUAUAAAGAUUGGCUCAAGUACAUUAAAUUCAAGACGUCAUACUUGAGUAGUAUUUUGUUCUUAUAUCAAGGAAUGCAUUCCGAAGAGCAGCGUAAAAUGGGAGAACGUGUUGUUUUGUAUAAUGCUGCUUGCGAAAGGUUGGAAGAAGCUAAGAAAGAGUCGAAAGGAAUGAAUAAAAUCGAAUUGAUAAAUGAAGCUUUGAUAUUGAUGACUGAUAUCGUUGAAGGGAAACGAAAGAAUGCUAAACAAGAAAAUGAAUUUAUUUAUCAUGAAAGCAUCCCAGAAUUCAGUUCAAUUUCAGCUGUUCAAGGUGCUAAUCUUGUUCAAGGAAUUCCAUUUGAUGUCACUGAUCCCCAAGUCAUUGGUGAUGAUGUUUUCAAAAGAUUAGUACCAAUGAAAACUCAUGAACAUUUGUCGGUUUAUAGUGAAGAGAAAGCUAACAUUUUACGAAGUUUGGGAUCAAAAAUAGACGAUCGUGAUGCUGAACUUGCUUCGUUUAUGGGAUCAUUGAACACUGAAUCAUUAAAUGCAAUGGGACAUUCACAAGAAAGACUCCCACAAGGUCUUGUUGAUCGUUGUGCUGAACUCAGUGCAAAACCAAAUGCUAUUUCUGACCUUGUUGAUUCAAUGUCGAAUCUUGCCGACAUUUGUUGUGAUGUUGAAAUGACAUUGAAAGAUAUUAAAAAGAUUCUCGACGACGAAGCAAAACAAGAACAAAACUUUCAAAAAAAAAUCGGAAAACGACCAACUGGUCACAUGACGGAAUUAUCGCGUGAAUUUACAAAAUAUUUUGAAGCUCACAACAAAGCUGGUGAAAGUAAUGACACAUUGAGGAAAGCUAUGGAACUUCACGUAAUUAAUAUUAUCGAUCAAAACCUUAUUGCUCAAGGAAACAUCUUAAAAGCUUUAACUGACACAUAUGCAAAGCAUGCAAUGACAUUAAAAUCUUACACUGACACUAAAAUGAAACGAGAACAAUUUUAUUCAUCUCUCAUUGCAUCCUAUGAUGUCUAUGAGGAUUUAAUGUUGAAAAGUGCAAAAGGAUUGGAUUUCUAUAAGAAACUUCAUGGAAAUGUUCAAAAGCUCAUGUCACGAGUUAAAGCAGCGCGCGAUGUUCAAGAAGAGGAACGACAGCAAUUGUUCAAAAAUUCACAGCCAAAAGCUCCGCCAGUUGAGGUGAUCAAACCGAUUGAUACAAGCUACAUGAUGACAACAAUUCCAUCAUCUGGUGGUGGCAGUUGUGGUCCAAAGCUUAAAGAUUAUCUUAAGAGUGGAAUGGUUUCAGGUUUGGGAGGCUUACGUGAUGAAUUAAAUAAAUUGCCUGGCGUACGACCAAAUCCUGUUGGUCAGGAAAAUAUUUCAAAUUCUAAUCCCGUUUCUUGUCCAUCAAUGAAUUAUGUUCCACCUUCCAACUAUCGAAACCAUGUAUCAACCUUUCAACCACCAGGAAAUCAACAGCAACCUCAGCAACACAGUAGCAUUAACGUGUCACUCUCAUCAAGCAACACAAGUUUGAAUAGCGAUUAUUUCAUGCAAGGUGGACUUUACGGUCAAGUAAAUAAUAUUCAAAGUGGAUAUGUAAAUCCAAUUUAUCAAACAACUGGUCAGCAACCUUAUCAGAAUAUCUCACAUCUUGGCUAUAAUCAAACAGAUCCUUCUAUUUAUCAACAAUCACAGCAACAACCUCAACCUACGGCAACUUAUGGAACUCACGCUACCAAUAACUAUGGUCAACAACCACAAUUCGAUUACUAUAAGAAUCAAAAACCUGUUUCUGUGCAACCUCCUGUAGAGCCUUCACCAGCUACGAAUGUUUCUCAAUGUGCCAGCAAAAUAAAUCCAGUUGUUGUAGAUCAGACACAAAGUAUGUAUCAGAAUCAAUGGCAACAAUAUCCUGUUGCUCCAAGUCCAUCUCAGCAAUUUGUGGCUUCGUAUACUCCAAACACUCAGCAAUAUGCCGGCCAACCGCCAUCUGUUCCUAUAAGUCAACAAUCAAUGCCAUCAACGCAGGAACCUGCAUCGAUGCUUCUCAAUCAACAGCAGUAUGCAAUGAAUUAUUCAUCAAAUAUAAGUCAACAAGCUUCUGUUGGCAGCCAACAAAAUUUUUUCAACUACAACACUCCAUCUCAAAUGUACCCAACAAUGAAUCAAUAUGGCCAGCAAAAUUAUUCCUGCUACACGCCUACAAUAAAUUCAAUGAAUUCUUAUAUGACGGCAACUGAUAAUGCUACUUCACAAUCUCAUACGACGCAGUCUGAAAACUAUUACGAACCACAGGCAAUAAUAGGACAUGCACAAUCUCAUGCAGUUUCAAAGGCUUCAUCGUCAGUUAAUGAGUCACCACAACGGCAGCCAAAUUCAAUUCCAACAUACACGACAGCGAUAAAUGCAACAUCAACAAAUAAUUCCGAGACUCAUGCAACACAAAGUCAACAGCAAAUCUCAUCGUCAAUUGAAAAAGUAACAACCCAGCCACAUCAACAGCCAACUCAAGCAGCUCCAACAGUAUCGAAGGUUAAAUCAAAAAAUAUUGACUUACUUUCGGGAAUUGAUUUCAGUAUGACAAAUCCGACAAUUGAAAAUGUCCCAACAUUGACACCUGUCAGUGCAAAGAAAUUUGAAGCUGAAGAAGCAGCUACAAAGUCGACUUUAGCUUCUCCAAUAAAACAUGCGAAGAUAAAUGAUGAUCUUGCUGAUUUAGAUUUUGAUUCUCUAAAUAUCUCAGCAUCUGGUGAAUCUUUAAAAGUUGUGAUGAAGGAUAAACAACAAGAUGUAAAAAAGAAAUUUAAAGACCCUUUUGAAGACGGAGUUACAUUGAAAUCAUUCCACAAAGAAGUUGAAAGUUUGGAGAAAUUUAUGGAAACAUUAACUGUGAAGACUUUAAAUGGUGUAACGCCGUUAACAACAAAAUGGAAGGAACUUCAAGAUUUAGUUGUGAAAGAAGAAGGCAAGCGAAGUGUUUCAAUUGCUCGUCUCUUUCCAGACAAAAACCGAUCUGUCGACUGUUUGCCAUACGAUCACGCGAGAGUUGUUUUACCAACAGCAACCGAUAAUUAUAUUAAUGCCGUUAUUGUUAAAGACUGCGGCCCGAUUAGAUUUAUUCUUACACAAACGCCUAUGGCUAACACAAUAAAUGAUUAUUGGGAAAUGGUUUGGAUGCAGAAAGCAAAUUCUCUUGUUUGUCUUCACACAUCAAACGAGCUUCUUGAUCCAUUUUGGCCACAAAAUGUUGGUGAAGAAAAAACUUAUGGCGAUAUAUCCGUGGUUGCAACCAAACAAUUUGAUUUCUCGCAUUGUCAUGAAAUGCUUUUAAAAGUGACAAAGAAUGGAUGUGAUGGUGUGAUUAUCACUUCCUUGCUUCAAGUUACUACUUGGAAGAAAAAUUCGCCUGAUCACAUUCUUGACGUUGCCGGCAAUACCAUAACGUCAUAUAAACAACAAAAUCCUGAUAAUCAACAUCAUUCGACAAUGAUUCUUAAUUGUAUCAGUGGUGGAGCUGAAAGAUCUGGUUUAAUGACUCUUGGAAUUAGUUCAAUUUUAGGGUCACAAAUGAGGAAACCAACUUUAUUAAAUGUCAUCGAUCAUUGGUAUAGAAUUUGUUCACACAGGAAAGGUGCUCUUGAAGAUGAACGGUUAAUUCAAUUGUCAUUGGAAAUUGUUUUAACAAACGCACAUCGUAUUUUGAACAAAAGAGGCAUUAUGACAUCGUAUCAAAUGAAAAAUGCAGAAAAGUUGAGCGCAAAUGUGGAGACUGAAAAGAGUGUCAAAGACACUGGACUUGAUUCAUUGGAUCCGUUCUGGAAAUUUAAAUAAACCUUCAGCCUUGUUUCUUCAAAAUCAUAAUAAAUAUUAACAUUUAAAUUAUUUUACUGAAAACAAUAUAUAUUUCAUUAUUCAAUCAAUGCUGAUAAAAUUUUGUACUAAGCGCUUGCUUAAAUCCAAUUUAAACAAGAAAUUUAUCUACGCAAAUAAAUUUUUUUCUCAUUGUAAAUGCAUUUUGAUUUUCAUGCAGAAAUUUAUUUCUCAAUCAUUUUUAAUUUUCCAUUUACAUCGUCGAGUGAGUGAAUAAUGCAAUGAAGGAAUGAGAAAAAGAAAAGAAGAUUGUCAUAUUGUCCAUUGUAUGGUUUACACAUCGAUUUCUCUCCAUUAUCAUUGUCAUCGAAGAUCUUUGUGGGUGGUAUGAAACUUGUGUCAAGUUCGAGAUCAUUCAAACUUUUAUCGUAGUAGUUACGAUGAAUUCCCCAUGCACUAACAUGAACUUCGAGUAGAAAUUGAUGAAUAGCUUCAAUUGUUGAUAGAUACCAGUCAGGUGCACCUUUUUGAGUUCGCCAAAAUUUUGUUUUUCUGUUUUGAAUCACGCAACUUUUAAUAGAAUUUAUUCUUGGAUCUUUAUAAAUACUUCUACAUUGCUUCCAAGUGCUAUCAAUAAACACUGCUCUUUUAAAUGGAAGAUUGUCACGAGAAUAGAUUUUCUCGUCAUGUUCACCAUUUCUAUGAAGACGUUCUCGAUCACUAUCACUCAUCACUUCAUCUAAAUUCUUCUUCAAAAGAGUUCCAAUAAAAAAUCCUUUUUCUAAUCCAUAAUUUUCUUUAAAAUCAAAGGUCGAGAUUCCUUUAAAAAGACUAGAAAUGCUGACAGAUUUUGAGGAAGGAAAGAUUAAAAUCACAUCGCCUGUUUCUGCUGAAUAAUCUGGAAUCUCAGGAUAUUCGUAAAUAUUAACUUGAUCUGGUGAAAUAAUUUUAGCAUGAGAGCUUGUCGAUUUUCCAAACACUUCUUGUCGAUGUUUUAUGAUAUCAAUUUGAAUAGGAAGCUCAACCCUUGGGACUAUGUCAGCAUAUUCCGGAUGUGGGCAACUGCAUUUAUAACAGAAGAAUUUCCUUGAUGAUUUGCAUUUGUCACAUCUAAAGCGACCUUCAACUUUUAACAAAUUGUUAUAGUUAUUAAU
This is a messenger RNA of Clunio marinus, 5748 nucleotides long. The record is from the annotation of a GenBank genome assembly. Lineage: Eukaryota; Metazoa; Arthropoda; Insecta; Diptera; Chironomidae.